CACGAAUAGAGGUGCGAAAUGGGCACGGACGGAUCUCGUGGGUUUGCUGCUCUGUUCGUAGCCGCUCUGUGCAUUCGCAUCGCUCUGGUCUUUUAUGGCCUAUACCAGGACCGCUCCAUGCAGGUCAAGUACACCGAUGUGGAUUAUCAAGUCUUCACUGACGCCGCCAGAUUUGUCACUCAGGGGGCCUCUCCAUACAGAAGAGCAACCUAUCGUUACACACCACUGCUAGCAUGGAUGCUGCUGCCCAAUAUUUACCUCAUGGAAGAGUAUGGGAAAUUUGUUUUCAUUAUAUGUGAUGUCCUUGCAGCUCAGCUGAUGCACAAGAUCCUAUGCCUCCAAGGACUAGACAGCCAGAGUGCAUGCUGGUACUGUAGCCUAUGGCUCUUCAACCCGCUGCCAAUGACUGUGUCAAGUAGAGGGAAUGCAGAAUCUGUUCUAGCAGUGCUGGUCUUAAGUACUUUGCUGUACCUAAAGCGCAAGCAGCUUGUGAAGGCUGCACUAUUCUAUGGACUUUCUGUACAUUUGAAGAUUUAUCCGGGGACCUAUAUAUUUCCCAUAAUCCUAUCACUUCAGACUAAUCAACAAACAACAGAGAAUGAUACCUCAACUAUCAGAAAUAAACAGUAUCUUAUAAAAGGCAUAGGUCUUCUCAGUCAUAUGAAACAUUGGCCAGUGUUUAUUGUCAGAUUGUUUAACAAGGAGGUGCUACUGUUCAUUGUUGUUGCUGGCUUAGAAUUUCUUAUCCUGGGAAUACUCUUCUAUCACAGCUACGGUUGGGAAUUUCUGGAACACACAUAUCUUUACCAUUUAACACGAAGAGACAUUCGCCACAACUUCUCCCCAUACUUUUACAUGUUGUAUUUGACUGCAGAGAGCGAGUGGAGCUCAGUUCUGGGACUGAUUGCCUUCUUGCCACAAUUCCUGCUGCUUAUCAUCACAUCCUUUGCUUAUUAUAAGGAUCUUACAUUUUGCUGCUUCCUUCACACUGCCAUUUUUGUCACUCUCAAUAAAGUGUGUACUUCACAGUACUUCCUGUGGUACUUGUGUCUUUUACCAAUGGUUCUUCCACAUCUUACACUCACCUGGAGAAAAGGCAUUAUGCUCCUGGCAUUGUGGUUCACUGGACAGGCAUUAUGGCUCAUCCCUGCAUAUUACCUGGAAUUUGAAGGACAGAACACAUAUUUACUUAUCUGGGUAGCUGGUCUGCUAUUCCUUUACAUCAAUUGCUUCAUUCUCAUGGUACUAAUCUCAAACUACAAGAAAAGGGAUUUGCAAUCAAAAACAAGAACAGAAUAACAGCAGGAAAUAAAUUUUAAAAUCUAUCUUGGGACUAGAUUUCCUAUGCUAAUCAUGCUAUAGUUUCACUCCAGACCUCAAAGAUAAUAGAAAUCUGAUUUAUUUUUCUAUUAUCACAGCCUUGUAAUAUGUUGCAAGAAAUCAAGAUAGUUAGCAGAAAAAGCAAGCAUUGAUAAACAGAAGCCAUUUAUUUGUAAUCUAGGAUGCAAAAAAUACAACAGUACCUUAUUACAUAUAAAUUUGUUAUUCUAACUGCAACUUAAUAUGUAAUGUCUUCAUUAUCUGUUAUGAUAUGUAAAAAUUAGAGUAUUAAUCUUUUUCUUUAAGUUCCUGCUAUCCUCCCUUGUUGAGUCAAAUGUAGAAUAUAGCAGAGAAAGUCUGUUUGGCUCCUCUUAAUAUCCCUACCUGAAACGUUCUCCCUUACAUUUCCGAUAUCAAGGCGUUCCUAUAAUUUCAUCGAUGCUGUUAUAAGUUUAACUUAUUAAAAUUGUUGUUUUGUGUUGUGUGGAAAUGACUAUUGCAUUGCUUCAUCAAAAUCAAAACUACAUAUGGAAGUGUGGUUUAUGUGUUUCCAUUUGUAAUAAAAUUCUAUUUGUAUUGAGA
Hypanus sabinus (Atlantic stingray) is the source of this 1902-nucleotide messenger RNA. It is a transcript of the gene pigm, whose product is annotated as phosphatidylinositol glycan anchor biosynthesis, class M. Gene Ontology annotation, molecular function: alpha-1,4-mannosyltransferase activity; GPI mannosyltransferase activity. NCBI's taxonomy places the organism in Eukaryota, Metazoa, Chordata, Chondrichthyes, Myliobatiformes, Dasyatidae. The record is from RefSeq and is a predicted model, not a curated record. Bases 19 to 1299 code for a protein of 426 amino acids. Gene Ontology annotation, cellular component: membrane; glycosylphosphatidylinositol-mannosyltransferase I complex. The transcript has 5 exons. Gene Ontology annotation, biological process: GPI anchor biosynthetic process.